Molecule: messenger RNA, 2928 nt
Organism: Parnassius mnemosyne (clouded apollo)
Lineage: Eukaryota; Metazoa; Arthropoda; Insecta; Lepidoptera; Papilionidae
Source: the annotation of a GenBank genome assembly
AUGAUUUUACUCGAUAAUAUUUCUGAUGACAUUGAUUCAGUUUCUGUUUCCAAAUCUAUGAUCUGCACUCCAGAAACUUUAGUUAAUCACAUCAAUCAGGCCGGGAAUUCUUUAACAGUAUUUCACACUAACAUACGCAGCGUAACUUGUAAUUUUGAUGCACUAGCCAUUCUAUUGGAAAGAAUUUGUAUUCAAUGUGACGUCCUUGUACUAACAGAAUGCUGGCUAAGCAAAUUAUCAGUUAUACCUGAAAUUUCUGGGUAUACGUCUCAUUCUUCUGAGUAUAGUAACCAAAACGACGGUGUUCUACUAUAUAUAAAAUCGGAAAUAAAGCAUAGUAUAUCCCAACCUUUGCUUUCUGAUUCAAGUGGUCUUAUUGUAAAUUUUGAUAAUGAAUAUGCCAUAUUAGGUAUGUAUCGAUCACCUUCACAAAGAAAUAUAAAUAAAUUUUGUGAUAGCCUCGAUCUCUGUCUUGCUUCUUUGGCUUCUGUAAGAUCAGUGGUCUUGAUUGGAGAUAUCAAUAUAAAUAUCUCUCCUAAUAAUAAUGAACUUAACAACAGUAAAUAUUUAGAUUUAAUGGCGCAUCAUGGAUUUUUAGCAGCUCAUGUUCUACCUACUCGUAACGAAAGUUGUAUUGACCAUGUAAUGUUGAGAUCAAAUAGAUAUACUGCAACAUAUAUACUGGAUUCGUUUAUUACUGAUCAUGCUCCGAUAGUGUUCCAUCUAGAUUGCAAAAUUAUAAGGUAUCCAUCUAAAACCACUACUCUCAAAAUUGAUUAUCCACCAUUAUUAAAACAAUUAUCUGAUACAGAUUUUAGCUUUCUAUACAAUAUCAUGGAUGCCAAUGAUGCAGCUACCGCUUUAACUAACAUUAUUACUGAUGCCAUCAUUUCUCAUUCUAUUAAAAUAAAUAUUCCUCAUCGUAAGCGUUGCAUCAAGCCAUGGCUAACUCCUGGAUUGGUACGCUGUAUAAGACACAGAGAUAAAUUGCAUAAGAAAGCAAAGCGUGAUAAAAACAAUGCAAUAUUACAGAUUACUUAUACAAGGUAUCGCAAUUUUUGCAAUAAUUUGUUAAAAAAAAUUAAAACUGCCUAUGAGAAAACUGAGUUCUGUAAAAAUAAACGCAAUCCAAAGGGCACUUGGAAUACUAUAAACAAAAUCACAAACUUUAAGCAAUAUUCACCCCCUCCCUGUGAGUUACUAAAUUUAACUCAAGAUCCACAUAAAUCUCUCAAUAUUGUUAAUAAUUACUUUGCAGAAAUUGGCUCAACUUAUGCUAAUGCAAUAUUAAAAAAACAACAAAACAAUGGCUAUCCUAAUAUCGCUAAACAUCGAAGUGAAUCCGACCCUUUGAAUAAUUCCAUGGUAUUGCUCGAUACAGACUGUUACGAGAUAGAAGCUAUUAUCACAAACUUAAGAAAUGAUUCAGCCACAGGAAUCGACAGAAUACCUUCGCAACUCAUAAAACGUGCCAAAAACAGCCUUAUCCCACCUAUAACAUAUAUGUGUAACCUUUGCUUAAAAACUGGUGUAUUUCCAGACAUCUUAAAAAGGGCUUUAGUUCAUCCAAUACAUAAGAGUGGUGACAGAGACAGUGUUGAAAACUACCGGCCCAUAUCUGUACUGAGUGCGCUUUCUAAAAUACUUGAAAAAGUUUUAAAUUUUAGACUCACAAAUUUUCUUAAACAUAAUAAUAUUAUUUCGGAUAACCAAUUUGGCUUUGUGAAAGGCAAGUCUACUGAAGACGCAACUUUAAUCCUAACUGAGACGAUUGCAAAACAUCUUGAUAAUAAGUCAAAAGUAAUAGGUGUCUUUCUUGAUUUGUCAAAGGCUUUCGACACUGUCUCUGUUCCCCUACUUCUUCAUAAGAUGGAAAUGAUCGGCGUACGGGGAAUUGCUUUAGAUAUAUUUCGGUCUUAUUUAUCUAAUCGAACGCAGUUAGUUAAAAUCGGUGAUUACACUAGUUUACCUGCAACUGUAUCGUUUGGAGUCCCACAAGGCAGCGUACUGGGCCCAACUCUCUUUCUCGUUUACGUGAAUAGUUUAUGCAAAAUUACGCUGCCUAACUGCAAAAUAAUUUCGUAUGCCGACGAUACUGCUUUAAUUGUACACGGUAAAGAGUGGAAAGACGCCCAAUUUCAUACAGAGUUUGCGCUUGGUAAGGUCAUGUGGUGGCUUAGUAGUAACCUACUGACACUAAAUGUAAAGAAAACGAGAUAUAUUACCUUCACUCACCGUGUUAGUACCCAACCAUCAGCGGAAUUUCAUCUCAAAGCACAUACAUGUGAACAACAAAGCAAAUGUAACUGCCCAAUACUAAGUCGUUCCACUCAUAUAAGAUACCUCGGACUUAUCAUAGACUACUGCCUAUCUUGGUCAGCGCAUAUUAGCAACUUAACCUGCCGUAUUAGAAAAUUAAUACCAAUUUUAAGAAAAUUGAGGAACUCAGCUGAUUUUGAAACCUUGCUAUGUGUUUAUUAUGCCCUUGCUCAGAGUUUACUACAAUAUUGCAUUUUAACCUGGGGUGGAAUUGGAAAGACAACUCUACUCCCCUUAGAACGUGCACAGAGAGCAAUAUUAAAGGUUAUGCUGGGUAAAUCACUAAGAUAUAGCACUGAACUUAUUUAUAAGGAAUGUUCUGUACUUACUGUAAGACAACUAUUUGUCAUGUCUGUUAUACUACGUAAGCACAAAAAUACAGAUUUUAUACCUAAUUUAAAACGUAACAAAAAUAGAAUUUGUAAAAUGACUUUUCAUAGAACUGCUCUAGCCCGGCGACAAUAUUAUGUCAUAAGCAGUCAUUUAUAUAAUGUAGCAAAUAAAAUAAGCUAUAUUUACCCUAUGUCCCUUUAUAAAUGCAAGGACAAAAUUCUAUACUGGUUGCUAAAUCUUAAUUACAUGGAAACAGAGAGGUUAAUGAAUUUUUAA